Messenger RNA from Leptinotarsa decemlineata (Colorado potato beetle), 2100 nucleotides. It is a transcript of the gene Gle1, whose product is annotated as Gle1 RNA export mediator. The record is from RefSeq and is a predicted model, not a curated record. Gene Ontology annotation, cellular component: nuclear pore; nuclear pore cytoplasmic filaments; cytoplasm. Gene Ontology annotation, biological process: poly(A)+ mRNA export from nucleus. Gene Ontology annotation, molecular function: translation initiation factor binding; phospholipid binding; inositol hexakisphosphate binding. Lineage: Eukaryota; Metazoa; Arthropoda; Insecta; Coleoptera; Chrysomelidae.
AGAGAGAAGAUGAGAAAGAAAGUGUUUUGGAUAUAAAAUUCAACAGCUUGAAUAUUGGUUAUUUGAUGUAGAGUUUAUGAAUAAGCUUUUACUUUAGAAUGGAUUCAGUAGUUAAUGACUUGGAGCAGCUAAAGUUGUCAGCUCUUCAUAAAUUACAGAUAAUAAAUUCAAGUUAUGUUUCUAAAUCUGAGCAUGUUCCAGAAAGCACUGAAAAAGAAAUAAAACUGCGUCCUCCAAAGGCAAUUAAAAAUAUCGACCCAGCAUUGGAACCCAAAUCUGUCAAUGAAAUCGAAAACGUGAUAACGAAACUGGAAAUUGAACGGCAUCAAGAUAUUAAAAGCAGGAUACGAGCUCGUAUAAGCAUAUUCGAGGAUUUCACAAAACUACAAGAAUCAAACACUAAGCAGCAAUGGCUAAGAAUACAACAGAACUUCGAACGAGAAAACCAACAAAAGGAGAACAGUAUCUUCUUAGCCAUGCAAGAAUUCGACCAAAACUCUUCCAAUUCUCACGCCAAACUUGCACAGUAUUAUCAAAAUUUGAGACUUCGCAGACAGAUGCAAGAACAAGAGUUGAAAAUGAGAGAACAACAGAAACAAAUGAUGCACAACUGUAUAGAUAAAAUAAAAAAGCAUCAGCAAGAUUUCAACGAGGCUUACGAACAAGUUAUACUGCUUUUGAAACAAUGUAACGAUGAAGUGAAAAACAAGCUAGUUGAACAGUAUAAACUCCUGAAAGCUUUCCAUAACAAUUUUGAAAAGAUAAUCACUAAAUGCAGAACCCAAGGAGUAAGUGAGGAAGAUGAAAAGCAAGCAUCACAAACAUUAAAUCAGGUGCAGGCCUUAGGAAUCAAAAUGAAGGAAAUAGUUGAAGAAGCUGUCAAGAAAAAUGAAGAAGCGAAAAUUCCCACAGAGACAGAAGUAGUGCCUGAUUUGCCCACAACUGAGCCUCCCGUUAAACCAGUCCCAGUUCCUAACCAAAGUGACCUCCCGAAAGUGCAGACAAGUGUUUCAAGUAUAACCCGCUAUAUUAGUUUAUCAAAUUUGAAAAUGUAUACAGACAUAAUGGAAUUUUUCAAUAAGCACACGGACAGUUUCAAAAAUUUGCUUGAGGAUGCUUCUCAAAAGCAGUUCAGGUUCGACUGCAAGAAAGCUAUCAACUUACCAGUGAACUCCUUGUCAGGUGUCAACUCGGAACAUAUUCUAGACAAGUUCAACAGGUUGAAAGCACUUUUGAAUGGACAGGAUGUAGCUGUCGGCAACGAUAAGAUAAACGCUUCGAAGCACCCACAGGGAGUUCCUUUUUGUAUGGACUUAUUGGCCAAGAAAUUUGUAUUGCAAGGUGAUUUGAUGGUUUCUAGUAAUCCUGACUCGGCUUUUUGCUACGCAUCCGUAAUGUCUUCGUUAUGGAACGAGUUCCCCACGUUUGGGCAGUUGCUGUUGGCUCAUUUUUAUAAGUCCUGUCCAUACUUGGUGCCCUAUUGUAUACCUAGAGAAGUUGGGGAAAGUGAUGAAGAAUUUUAUUCCCGACUAGGAUAUCAAUACAAGGAUGGGCAGAUUGAGAAUCAGGAUAAAUUUCUUAAAAGGAUGACAGGCAUAAUGAGGCUCUAUGCUGCAAUGAUGAUCGUGAAACCAAAGAAGGACCAUAAAAGUAAUCCACACAAAAUUCACCAUGGCUGGAGGUGGUUUUCUUCGGUGAUGAAAUUGGAGCCCCAAGUAGACAUAACAGCCACUAUGCUGCAUACUUUUUUGGAAACUGUUGGUUUCGAAAUGGAAGCCAAGUAUGGCUUGUCUUUCCGAAAAUUAAUAAUGGUCCUUGUUGAUAAAUUUUUGCCGAGCUGCAGGGAAAAAUGUACGGGUGGAGCUACCACUAGAUUGGAAUUAUUAUUGACGAACUAUUUCAAGAGUGAAAAAUUUGAAAAGCCCAACGGUUAUUUGGACUACAGGUAUUGGUGAUUCAUAAUAAAUUUUAAGUAAAUGAUUUUUACAGUGAUAUUUUUAUAUAAUUUUUUUAUAGAUAAAUUAUUUAGUACUUUGUAGAUAUUUUUUUUUGUAUAAGUAACAUUUGAAUGUAUAUAUUAAAGAGUGGAAAAAAUCUUAA